AUGAGGUUCCUGCUUCCCGGGGUCUCCGCACCUUUCUGGGGCGCUGGCAGAAGCACCGCGCCGGCCCUCGGAACCGCUCCCAGGCGCGGGCAGUGUUGGGAGUCGCGGCAGCCAGCCCCGGCCGGGGGAGUCACCAGACGCCGGCUGGCCGCUCUUCCGCUCUCCCGGGAGGGCCGGGGCGGGGCGGACGCGCCCGGCUCUUCCUGCCGCGCUAGGACCACCCCACGGUGGGGACUCCGCUGGGCCAUGGCGGCGGCUCUUUGGGGUCGGUGCUUCCCUCGAGCCUGGCUCUGCAGGAAAGCCGGGCCUGGCUGUAGUCGGCACUAUCGCGCCGCGCUCUGCACCCGGUUGAAGCAACCCCUGGCCAUUGAGGAGGUCGCCCCCAGCCCUGUCCGGCCUCACGAGGUCAGAGUUGGUGUUCAUUUCUGUGGAGUUAACUUUGCUGAUAUUUUGGUGUGCCGUGGUCAGUAUCAGGAAAAGCCCCAUCUUCCCUUUGUACCUGGAAUGGAGUUUUCUGGGACAGUAUUGGAGGCAGGCACAGAUGUCAGCACAGUGAAAGAGGGAGAUCGCGUUAUUGGUGUGAGUGGCUUUAAUGGCAUGGCUGAAGAAUGCAUCACCGACCAGAAGAUGCUAUGGCAGAUUCCAGAUAGUGUUUCCCUUCGAGAAGCUGCUGCCCUGCCUGUGUCUUACUGUACUGCUAUUUUGGCCCUGGAACAUCGGGCCUGUACCCAGCCUGGAGAAACUGUUUUAGUGACAGCAGCAGCUGGAGCCACGGGCCUUGCUGUGAUAGAUGUGGCAACAAACGUUCUUCAGGCUAAGGUAAUAGCUGCAGCCGGAAGUGAUGAGAAGUGCCAGCUGGCAAUGCGAAGAGGUGCACAGGCCACUCUGAACUAUGGGCAGGGCAGCCUGAAGGAGGCUGUGAGGAAGCUGGUGGGCAGUGGCGGGGUGAAUGUGGCCAUUGACACUGUGGGAGGAGAUGUCUUCCUGGAGGCUCUUCGCAGCUUGGCAUGGGAAGGCCGGAUUGUGGUAGUGGGAUUUGCUGGCGGAACCAUUGCAUCUCUGCCAGCCAACCUUCUCCUCCUGAAGAAUAUCUCUGCCAUGGGACUGUACUGGGGCCGAUACCAACGUGAGAACUUCCCUGUCUUCUCCAGGAGUCUGUCAUCAGCCCUUCAGUAUUGUCAACAAGGGCUCAUCCAGCCAUAUAUUGGAGCAGUUUUUAAGCUGGAGGAGGUCAAUGAUGCUUUCUUUCACGUGAUACAGCGCAAAUCCACAGGCAAAGUGCUUAUCUCUCUUAAAUAAGUCCUCACCUCCAUGGAAAACUCAGCUUGUCCAAAUUGAAAUUUUCAUCUUUUCAAGAAACCCCUAUGUUUCUAAAGAUGUUACUUCACUACCUUCCUUAUUAAUCCAGGUUUAAAAUCUGUUAGCAUCAUCUUGAGAUUCUCUUUUCUUUUUGCUCAUAAUUACUUGUCCAGACGUGGACUUGUUUGACAGUGAAAGGGUGCUAUUAAAAAUGGUACUAGGGGCCCUCCCUUGUGGCG
Molecule: messenger RNA, 1538 nt
Organism: Condylura cristata (star-nosed mole)
Lineage: Eukaryota; Metazoa; Chordata; Mammalia; Eulipotyphla; Talpidae
Product: quinone oxidoreductase-like protein 2
Cellular component (GO): mitochondrion
Molecular function (GO): oxidoreductase activity
Source: RefSeq, a predicted model, not a curated record